Messenger RNA from Huiozyma naganishii CBS 8797, 813 nucleotides. It is a transcript of the gene NBP2, whose product is annotated as adaptor protein NBP2. The record is from RefSeq and is a predicted model, not a curated record. The transcript has a single exon. Gene Ontology annotation, molecular function: protein binding. Lineage: Eukaryota; Fungi; Ascomycota; Saccharomycetes; Saccharomycetales; Saccharomycetaceae. Bases 1 to 813 code for a protein of 270 amino acids.
AUGUCUGAGUUGGAAACUAUAACGAAGAGAACUGUUCCUGGUGGGGACGUUGCUAAGAAUAGCGAUGGUGAUCUGCCAGUGGCGGAGAACGACAAGGUGCAGCUUUCCCAAGAGAAAAGCAGUAUAAGAGUGAAUUUGAAAUCAGGUAAGGAAGACCAUAAUAACAGUAACGUGCAGCCGGGGGACAAGUCGGACGAUGAGACGUCUACGGUUGGGUAUAUAUCAAUAAAGGACUUCGCCUACAGUGAGGCUGACCCUUUACACUACGGUUAUUUCGAUGAGGAGGAUAAUGAAAGCGGGAUGAUUAACAGUGACGGGGUAUCAACAGGUGCCAAUAACGAUGGAGAACUAGAAGAUGCGGAAACAAAAAGGCAAAGUGUAAUCUUACCGCGUGAUUACAUUGUCAAUCACAGGGCCAUUGCGUUGUACGAUUUCGAGCCUGAAAAUGACAACGAACUAGAAUUGAAGGAAGAGGAUGUCGUAUAUAUAAGUUACAAGCACGGACAGGGAUGGCUUGUUGCUGAAAAUGAACAGCGAACGAAGACUGGACUUGUACCGGAGGAAUUUGUCUCCUACAUCGAAUCCGAUGAAGCAGAAAGGACUCAAGACGAGGACGUCGUGCGACCUUUUUAUCUAACACAGCUAAUAUCCCAAAGUUUAACCCCCGGACAAGGAACUAAUAAUACCAAACAGUCCAACGGAAAACACGGCAGCGGAAGAGAGACCAAAACCAAGAAAGGAGACGAAGAUGACGGAGAAUGGGAGGAUGUUGACGAGUUGGAGACCGACUUGCAUAAUAAAUUAAAUUUGUGA